Neodiprion fabricii is the source of this 2689-nucleotide messenger RNA. RefSeq lists its product as uncharacterized. The record is from RefSeq and is a predicted model, not a curated record. The coding region runs from base 383 to 2476 and encodes 697 amino acids. Lineage: Eukaryota; Metazoa; Arthropoda; Insecta; Hymenoptera; Diprionidae. The transcript is spliced from 3 exons.
CGUCGCUUUUCUCAUGCUUUUGCAUAGCUUAUGUUGGAAAUGAUCGAAUUUGUGGGAUGCAGGGACUGUGGAUCCAUUGGAUUCACGGUCUAACAAUACCAGACAGAUAACUAAGGGAAUCUUGUUGGGAAUCCCCAUGCUUCAAACUUUCUAGGUUUUUUCUCUCAACUUUCAUGUGUGUCGGAAGAGUCUUCACCGUAGCACUUGCUGAAGAGUCGAGCUGUUCGCUUCGCAAAUUCUAACUGCGUACUGUCAUUGUUAUGGUUGCGCGACUACGUUGCCGCUGGACCAUUUUAAUAGCUGUCAAUUUGUGCGUCAAGGCAUUCUCGAAGAUCAAUUUCUCCAUCUCUUACUACAUUACUGCCUUCAACCAUCGGCCAUCAUGGACUCUGAUAGUCAAAUCAAUUUGCGGGUCUACCCAGACAAAGUUCAACAGUCCUUAAACGAAGCGAUUGCAUUCCAGCAAAAUUUAUAUGAGCUAUCAAGCGAUUGGUUAUACUAUGAGAGCGAUCAGCAUGAAUAUUUGAAAGAAAAUAUACGUUAUUCGCUUUUCGGAGCAUCGGAGACUGAUGCCCUUUCAACAAAUAUAGAUGUUUAUACAGGAGAUCCAGUUCCAACUGAACUGUUGCCUGAGCAAGCGAAGUUAAUCGAUAUGAUAUAUAGUCGCAUACUCGAAGUGAGUAGAUGCAGGAACUCUCUUCACGUUGGCAUAAUAUUCAACGUCUUGUGCAAUCUUAAGGAAAAAGAAGAUAAGUAUGUGGCUCCAGUGCCAGUAUUUAAGGUAAAGAGAUGUAUGGAACGAAAGGAGAGCCUGAAAACUGGGCCACACGCUCCAGUUUCAAACAAUACAAUCGGAAGAACAGCUCUAUACCCUUACUGUGUUAAUUACAUUGACUCAGAGGGGCGGAUUUAUCAAAACUGGACAGAUUAUGUGACCAACAAUACGCUUCCUAAGUGCAUGAUGGUACUUCCAAUGGGUGGAUACUACCAGGCUAAUCCACAUGUAAAUAAUACAGCUGAUAUGACUUAUGUUUGGGUUGAAAUUGGUCCAUCUCCAGGGGCUGCUAAGAUUUUAUCCUGCCUCGAUGUCGCAAGCACUAUCUUAGGGGUUGGAGCACUUGGUAUUGGCGCGGCAGCUCUGGCAGCACCCGCUAUUAUUGCUGCUCCUGUGGUUUUAACAGGUUCUGUUUGCGGUGCUGUAAGUGGGGUCUGCGCAAUGGUCAGAUCUGGUCAGCAAUUGGCAGACCGCCAUCAACACCAACAGUCUAUCUCUGUGAUGGAUGAAACAGCACGUUCCGCUUGGUUUGGUGUUGUAGGUGGUGUGGCAGGAGGUUUAGCAAGUGGGUCUACAAUGAUUUUGAACAAGGCAGUCCGGGCAGGUCUGACAAUAGGAACUGCGGGCCGAACUACAUUUAAUGUAAUCACUAUCGGUAAUAUAGUUAUAAAUGGUAUGGGAAUUGGUAAUGGAAUCUACAAUAUAUAUAUGAAUUACCACAACAAAAAACAAAUUUCUGUACUUGAUGUAACCCAAGUAAUAGCGCACGUAUUGUUCUUUGGUAACGCUGUGAUAAAUUUUCAUACGGCUAAAACUAUAAUCAAUAAUACUCAGCAACAAGUGCUUCAAGAUUAUGAACAGUCACUGAGAAGUAACAGACACAAAAAAGCUUUCAGACAGAUCAGACGUAACACUCAGGCAUGUAGCGGCGAUCAAAUUACUGGAGACUCUGAGAUCAUUCGUGGAAUCCGAUCGAUUCAAAAUAAAGAUGAUUUUUUUGCUGGAGUUGUUAGAAACAAUAAAGUAUUUAGGUCGUCGAAUGCUGAAGUUACGUUCAAAGAUGGUCAUGCUAUGAUCAAUCACAAUGUAAAAUUUGAUCCCAUUGAUUUAUCUCAGCAAACACAGCAAGUAAGAGUCAAUACUGUGAGAGCUGUAGACCCUUUUCAUGUAUCACGGAGUACCAUACCAUCUCCAAAUAGAAUGCCAGUGGCGAACUAUGUAAGGCAACUUGGCUUGAUUAGAGAAAGUUUUAAAUCUUUCACGUACUAUGCAUCAUUUCCGAUAUCUUUUGAAAGCAUGAAUUAUAUUGGAAAGCUUGUAAUUGACAUGCAAAACUUUAGUGACAUUGGAUGUACGAAUUUAAUUACGAAUCUCGCAAACAUUGCGCAACAUAUUCUUAGAAAAAGCAAAGAAUUUGCAAAGGAGUCAAUGGAUAAAUUAAUGUACGAUAUUUGGAUUGGGUAUGUGAGACCAAAAGUCGAGAAUCUGUUUGCAGAUUUAGGCAUAGAUGCUAGUCACAUGGAUCGCUGUGAUAAUUUAGCAGAGUUUUUCUUCGAUACUGCACGUGAGAUAAUUGAGGACAUAUAUAACGAAAUAGAUAAUUUUUUGGAGGAAAUAAAAGUGAGCUUUUUAAGAACUUCUCAGUUGCAAUCAGAGGCUGCUGUCUGCAGAAUUUGCUCAGGGCAUUUGCUGAGCGAUUAGUACUCAGUUGCAUGAGUUUUUACUCCAAGAGUGAGGAAAGUGCCUUAAAAAUACUAAAUGGAGCUAAUUAAUACAAAUCAAAUACUGCUCACAAUUAAUAGUAUUACUAACUAUUUAUAAUUUAGCUCUAAUAAUAUUACUCCAUUAGCCAGAUUGUACCAUCCUAAUGAUUUUAGGACUGUGGUAAACAAUAAAAUCAUUUGCACAAUAUAA